AUGUCAGCAGCUAUCAGACAACAAGCCCAGAACUGUGGCAGCUGCAAAGAGCAUAAGCCGCGCAACGCAAGACUUCCCAUGAUGAGUCACGAGAUUCCUACCCUGCCUUGGGAAACUCUGGGAGCUGAUCUUUUCUACCACGCUGGAAGUGAGUACAUUGUCGUCGUUGAUUAUUACUCGUUCUACUUCGAGAUACAGCAACUAAAGACAACGACGGCGAAAGAAAUUAUCUCGUUUUUGACAGAAACCUUCAGCACGCACGGCAUUCCUAGCAAGCUUAUCACCGAUAAUGGGCCACCUUUCAGCAGCAACACGUUCAGGGAGGGGAUGAAGACGCUUCAAGUGACUCAUGUAACGUCGAACCCGCAUUAUCCCCGUGCCAACGGAAUGGCUGAACGUGCCGUUGGGGAAGCAAAGAAGCUACUUAGAAACUACGCUUAUAACAGUGUUGAGUUCAGAUGCGCACUCCUAGAAUGGAGAAACACGCACAGGGACAGAAUCCUUAAGUCUCCAGUGCAGAGACUGAUGGGACGCCGGACAAGAAGCCUGCUGCCAGUUCACUCGGAACAUCUAAAGCCCAACAUUGUGCCACCACAAGAGGUUGUCAGUCGCUGCGCGACAUCCGGCGUCGCCAACGAUGUUUCUACAACCAUGGCACCAGGCAGCUACCAGACCUUCAUCCGGGAGUACCGGGAGUACCGUCGUACUCGAGAACAUCUUCGUGCAGUUCAUGAGCAACCGCAGACAAGCAGAAGCGAACAAAGGCAAGAGCCGCAGCCCGUUCUAGCAGCACCCAGGAGAAGCUCCCGGAAGCGCCGUAGCCCGCAACGAUACCCAAGACCUGAGAACCGAAUUUAA
Messenger RNA from Ornithodoros turicata, 858 nucleotides. RefSeq lists its product as uncharacterized. The transcript has a single exon. The record is from RefSeq and is a predicted model, not a curated record. Lineage: Eukaryota; Metazoa; Arthropoda; Arachnida; Ixodida; Argasidae. Gene Ontology annotation, molecular function: nucleic acid binding. Bases 1 to 858 code for a protein of 285 amino acids. Gene Ontology annotation, biological process: DNA integration.